AUGGUCCUGUACGUCAUCGGCCUAGGCCUCGCCGACGAGGACGACAUCACACUGAAAGGCUUCAAGGCCGUCAAGUCGUCCGAACGCAUCUAUCUCGAGAGCUACACAAGCAUCCUUAUGGUCCCCGGCUUCAAGGAACGACUCGAGGCGCUCUACGAAAAGCCCGUGAUCCUGGCGCAUCGCGAGACAGUCGAACUCGAGGCCGAAUCAAUACUUGAAGGCGCUGCCACCUCCAACGUCUCCUUCCUCGUCGUCGGAGACCCCCUCUCAGCGACCACGCAUACCGACCUCAUCCUACGAGCAAAGCAGAGUUCGCCUCCCAUCCCUGUCAAGAUCAUCCACAAUGCCAGCAUCAUGACCGCCAUCGGCUCCAGUGGCUUGGCUGGUUACAACUUUGGCCAGACCGUCAGUGUCCCUUUCUGGUCAGAGGACUGGAAGCCAGACAGCUGGCUCGAACGUAUUCGCGAGAACCUCGACAUCGGUCUCCAUACGCUCGCACUGUCCGAUAUCAAGGUCCGCGAGCAGAGUGCACAAGACAUGAGCAGAGGCAUUCUCCGCUAUCAGGAUCCUCGCUACAUGCUUAUCCCUCAGCUCAUCUCACAGCUCAACUCGGCGGCUCGAUCCCACAAUGCCGAUUACCUGCAUCCAGAACGUACCCUUGCCAUCGCGCUAUGUCGUAUGGGUUCCGAAGAGGAGCGUAUCGUUUCUGGCACGCUGCAAGAGCUUCUCGACAUGGCGAACCCUACGCCCGAGCAAGCUCAGGCCGAAGAAGCCGAAGAUGACGCCGACGAAAUGGCCAGCGAGGCCGAGCUCGACAAGCGACGCGCUGCACGCGCCGAAGCCCGCGCAAAGAAGGCAUUCGGUGAGCCCCUCCACAGUCUCGUCAUCGUCGGCAAGCGUCUCCAUCCCCUCGAGCGCGAUUACGCCGCUAGCUACGCUUGUCCAGGUAGCAAAUUCGUCGAGGUUGCCAACGACGUCUAUGGCUGCAAAGAAUGA
Molecule: messenger RNA, 996 nt
Organism: Pseudozyma hubeiensis SY62
Lineage: Eukaryota; Fungi; Basidiomycota; Ustilaginomycetes; Ustilaginales; Ustilaginaceae
Exons: 1
Coding region: 1-996 (331 amino acids)
Biological process (GO): protein histidyl modification to diphthamide
Molecular function (GO): diphthine synthase activity
Source: RefSeq, a predicted model, not a curated record